Messenger RNA from Kazachstania africana CBS 2517, 1767 nucleotides. It is a transcript of the gene SWP82, whose product is annotated as Swp82p. The coding region runs from base 1 to 1767 and encodes 588 amino acids. The record is from RefSeq and is a predicted model, not a curated record. The transcript has a single exon. NCBI's taxonomy places the organism in Eukaryota, Fungi, Ascomycota, Saccharomycetes, Saccharomycetales, Saccharomycetaceae.
AUGUCGACUACAGAAGCACAAGCACAAGUAUUCCGCAUUAGAGAGGACACAAUACUAUCCCAUAAAAGAUUUGUUGUUAAGCAUGUCUUACAAAUAAUUCGACAAGAUGAGUUGAUACAGGGACCCUUGAAUGAUUACCCUAUGAAAUAUCUGAGGGCUCCACCAGAUUGCUUCGAUAUAACUACAAAUAAUGACACACUAUUGUUGGAGUACCCACAGAAACAGAAAGAUAGUAAUGGAGAGAGGAAGAUCGAUUCAAGCGGUAAAUUGCAAAAUGGUCAAAAAUAUUUAUUUAGUACUUUCACAUUACCUGGUCGAGGUUCGACUUUGUUUGUAUUGGUACAGGAUUUGUUGAAGGCAAUAAAUUAUCAAACUUCGGAUGAAGAUCAUUUUCUUGCAAACCAUCCUCAGUUUCUAGCUAUCAAGUGCAAUGAUAGCGACAAUAAAUUCCUCAAAGAGCAGUUACAUAUUUCAGGCGAGGCUAGAUUCGUAGCGGCAAGAACUGCAUUCAUAAUGUUUGGAGCGCUGGUUGUUGCAUCGGGAACUAGGUUAAUUGACGACUAUUGGGAAACUCUUGGCCCUAUGCAGGGGUUGACGACACAUCACAGAGUUUAUAAACUGUCAAACCAUCUGAUUAGCAAAGUCGAACUACUGAAGCCAUCAUACUUCCAUAAAGAGGAGAAAAGUAACAUAAGUACAAUGGAACGUACAAUUACGUUCGAAUCACCAUAUCCCACAAUAACUGAACAACCUUCCCUCGAGAUGAGAGAAGAGUUUGCAAAGCAAUUCGCACAGGGACAACAUAUAACGUCUUUAGUCCCUGGUCAGAGCAUUAGCGGAUCAUUAGAGUUAAAAGCACAGUUCAAACAACCAAGAUACCACAGUAAAAACUCAUUAUUACAAGCAGCUCAACUGAAAGCUUUGAAUAUGCCUAUUGGUAAACAUGAGGAACUAAUGAAUCAACCUAACACUAAUAUGCCCAAUAAUACCACGAUGAAUGCAGCUAUGGAUAACUCUAGCACAUCGCUUGCUUCCUUGGCAGGUUCUGUGGACACACCUAACAAUACUUAUGUUGGAGAUGCAGGAGAUUCCGUACCUAGCCCUGGAAUAGUUACAAAGCCUUUCAAAAGAAUGUUGAGUAAUAUUCUAGAUACAAGUGUUAGUAAGGUAAAGAAGACGGAAGAAAUGGAUGCUUUAACAAACGUGACUAGCGGCAGCUCUAAGACAGAUUCUUCAUUAAAUUUAAAUGGUUGGAAGUUUGAAUCCUUACCGCUAAAAGGAAGGGAUAAUCUCAGUAAUAAAAAUGAAUCAUUUUCUUUUAAAGGUUUGCCAUACUAUGAUGAGGCCAAAUUAUUGGAGAGGCUAAAAAAAUUGACGCCAAAAGAAAUAACCGAAUUAGAGCAUUUGCAUGAUUCUGUAUAUUUAGACUCUGGCCUACAAAAGAUGCGGAAAAUAAGGAAACAAAAAUGGAGUAAGUAUUGGCAAUAUAAAGCUGGUAUACCAAUAGGGUUGAAUUCCAAACAGGUGGAGGAAUUUAAGGGAAUCUAUCUCAGAGAACUUUUGGAACAGACAGAUGUGACUACAACGUAUAAUGAAGUAACUAAUACAGAUGAAACACAAACAAUCACCAGAUCCCCCAAUGCAAACUAUCUAGGAUUUACCAAUAUAAAAGGUUUUAGCGCACCGUAUGCACCGAUUCCAAUUGACAAACUGAGGGAAAUACAACAGCAAGCGCAAAAACAACAGAAGGCAAUUAACCAAAAGUGA